AUGAGUGAAGAGGAGCGAGAUAUUGAUACACCAAGUUCGGAUGACAAACCAACAUUCAACGCCAAUGUCGAAGGUCAAGUGGAAGAAAAAAUACAGGUGGAUCGAAAACGCCUAGAAGCGAUGAUCACAGGCCAGCCAGUAUGUGGAUUUGCCAACCCCCCAGCAGCAGACGAAUUUUUUAAAAAG
This is a messenger RNA of Enterobius vermicularis (human pinworm), 186 nucleotides long. The record is from the annotation of a GenBank genome assembly. Lineage: Eukaryota; Metazoa; Nematoda; Chromadorea; Rhabditida; Oxyuridae.